Anolis carolinensis (green anole) is the source of this 5991-nucleotide messenger RNA. It is a transcript of the gene megf11, whose product is annotated as multiple EGF like domains 11. The record is from RefSeq and is a predicted model, not a curated record. The transcript is spliced from 27 exons. Gene Ontology annotation, biological process: heterophilic cell-cell adhesion. Bases 424 to 3750 code for a protein of 1108 amino acids. Lineage: Eukaryota; Metazoa; Chordata; Lepidosauria; Squamata; Anolidae. Gene Ontology annotation, molecular function: scavenger receptor activity; protein binding.
AGCCCUUUCAGACUCACUUGCCCAAACAAUAUGAAGGAAAACAGGGAGCCCUACAGUGAGAGGACUAUUCAAACCCACAGGUAGGGACUUAUAGUUCACCAAGGUCUGUUUUGAAUCCUGUGCCUCCCCAAACUACAAUUCUCAGGGCUCCAGCUGCAGCCAUUAAAGUGGAAUCAAUAUUCCACAGCAAAUAUCACCUGAAAUCUGGCUUUCCUUGGAAUUAAAAGACAACAAUGGUUCUCAAGAAGUCAAUGCAACUCAGUGGAAGAGAAAUGCAAUAAUAAAGAAGUCAGAGAAAGCAUUUGAAUGGCAGAAGCUUCCUAAGGAACAUCUAAACAGUGACGGCUCCCUCUGGUCAAUGAAGCCUUUCAAUGUGACCGAUUCUUAGCUACAAAAGGAAUUAUAGCGCAUUCAGCAACAGCGAUGAUGUUCUGCCUGCUUCUGUGGUGGAACCUCAAAGUCCUGGCGCUUUCUCUGCUACUAAAGGCCACCACCUCCUUGAACCCAGACGACCCCAACGUCUGCAGCCAUUGGGAAAGCUAUGCCGUGACUGUUCAGGAAUCGUACGCUCAUCCCUUUGAUCAGAUCUAUUACACAAGAUGUACCGAUAUCCUCAACUGGUUCAAGUGCACUCGACACAGAAUAAGUUAUAAAACGGCUUAUCGGAGGGGGCUGAGGACAAUGUAUCGCCGGCGGUCCCAGUGCUGUCCAGGAUAUUACGAGAGCGGAGACUUCUGCAUCCCUCUUUGCACCGAAGAAUGCGUCCACGGAAGGUGCGUUUCUCCCGACACGUGUCACUGCGAACCGGGAUGGGGAGGUCCGGAUUGUUCCAGUGGCUGUGACAGUGAGCACUGGGGACCGCACUGCAGCAACCGCUGCCAAUGCCAGAACGGCGCUCUCUGCAACCCCAUCACCGGCGCCUGCGUCUGUGCCAUCGGGUACAAAGGAUGGCGCUGCGAGGACUUCUGCGACCCAGGCACCUAUGGGAAAAACUGCCAGCUGAAGUGCCAGUGCCACAACGGGGCCACCUGCGACCACAAGACCGGCGAGUGCCACUGCGCACCGGGAUACACCGGCGUCUUCUGCGAAGAGCGCUGUCCUCCGGGGAGCCAUGGAUUUCAGUGCGAACAGCGGUGCCCGUGCCAAAACGGGGGGACCUGUCACCACAUCACGGGGGAAUGCGCCUGCCCACCAGGAUGGAUGGGUUCUGUGUGUGCCCAGCCGUGCCCUUCGGGAACGUACGGAGUCAACUGCAGCCAGGAUUGUCCCUGUCACAACGAAGGGCAGUGUGACCACGUGACCGGGGUCUGCCUCUGCACAGCGGGUUAUGUCGGAGACAGGUGUCAAGAGGAGUGUCCUGUGGGAACAUUUGGUUUCCAGUGCCUGCAGAAGUGUGACUGUGAGAACAGGGCCAAGUGCUACCACGUCAACGGGGCCUGCCUGUGCGACCCAGGCUUCACCGGAAUCCAUUGCCAGGAGCGGAUGUGUCCAGAGGGAUACUACGGGCUCAAAUGCAACAAACGGUGCCCUUGCCACACUCCAAACACUGCCAGCUGCCAUCCUCUUUCUGGAGAAUGCAAUUGCAAAGCCGGCUGGGCCGGGCUCUACUGCAAUGACACUUGUCCUUUGGGAUAUUAUGGCGAAAGCUGCCAGCAGGCCUGCUCCUGCCAGAACGGGGCAGAUUGUGACAGCAUUACGGGGAAAUGCACCUGUGGACCAGGAUAUGUGGGAGAGGACUGCUCCAUUACAUGUGCAACCGGAACCUAUGGAGUCAACUGCUCAAUGGAUUGCUACUGCAGAAACGACGGCGCAUGUUCCCCGGUGGAUGGGGCAUGCUUUUGUAGGGAAGGGUGGCAGGGAGCGGACUGCUCCAUCCCAUGCCCAAGUGGGACUUGGGGCCUCAGCUGCAACCAGACCUGCUUCUGCGCCAACGGAGCUGCCUGCGACCCCAUGGAUGGGCUUUGCCUGUGUUCUCCUGGAUGGCAAGGAGAGUUCUGCGAUGAGCCCUGCCCUGAUGGAACAUAUGGCCUGAAUUGCAGCGAGCGCUGUGACUGCAGCCAUGCAGACGGGUGCGAUCCCAUCACCGGAUAUUGCUGUUGCCUUGCCGGUUGGACAGGCAUCCAUUGCGACAGCGUCUGUGCCCAGGGACGUUGGGGACCCAACUGUUCCAUCGCCUGCAACUGUGAGAACGGAGGCUCCUGCUCCCCAGAAGAUGGGACCUGCGAGUGCGCACCGGGCUUCCGUGGACCCAUGUGCCAACGAAUUUGUCCUCCCGGCUUCUAUGGGCAUCACUGCAGCCAGCCGUGCCCUCAGUGCAUCCACAGCACCGUCCCUUGCCAUCACGUCACGGGGCUCUGCGAUUGCCUCCCGGGGUUUUUUGGCCCACUCUGCAACCAAGUGUGUCCGAGCGGAAGGUUUGGGAAGGGCUGCGUGGAGAUAUGCGUCUGCACCAACAAUGGGACCUGUAACCCGAUCGACGGAUCCUGCCAAUGUUUCCCCGGCUGGAUCGGCAAAGACUGUUCCCAGACUUGUCCCAUUGGCUUCUGGGGUGCGGAUUGCUUCCACUCUUGCAGUUGUCACAAUGGUGCCACAUGCAGCCCCCAGGACGGCGAAUGCCGAUGCACCCCCGGAUGGACCGGGCCCUACUGCACCCAGCGAUGUCCACCUGCCUUUUACGGGAAAAGCUGUGCCAACGUCUGCCAGUGCCAGAAUGGGGCGGACUGCGACCACAUCACGGGGCAAUGCACCUGCCGGACCGGGUUCACGGGAAAACAGUGUGAGCAAAAGUGUCCGCCGGGAACCUUCGGCUACGGUUGCCAGCAGCUGUGCGAAUGCAUGAACAAUGCAACCUGCGACUACGUUACAGGGACUUGUUAUUGCAGCCCGGGCUUCAAAGGAAUCCGGUGCGACCAAGCGGCCCUCAUGAUGGAAGAAUUAAACCCCUAUACUAAAAUUAGUCCGGCUCUUGGAUCCGAGCGGCAUUCAGUGGGAGCAAUCAUUGGGAUUAUUAUCCUCCUGCUAAUUAUUAUGGUUUUGCUGGCACUGUUUGUGUGGUAUCGGCGGAAGCAGAAGAAAGGCCACGACAUGCCAAGCGUCUCCUACACGCCAGCCAUGCGGAUGACAAACACCGACUACUCCCUCUCCGAUGUCUCUCAAGGUAGCAGCACUGCUCACUGUUUUUCCAACCCAAGCUACCACACCUUGCCUUGUGGCGUGACGUCACGGGUCUUUCCCAGUAAUCUGGAUGGAAACCUCUCCAGUAAGCGCAGUCACAAAACCCUUGACAGAGACCCUGCAGACUGGAGGGCCUACGGCUACCUCAAUGAUCUAGGUACUUGUGGGAUGAAUAGACGCCAGAACACAUACAUUAUGGACAAAGGCUUCAAAGACUACAUGAAGGAAUCGGCCUGCAGCUCCAGCACCUGUUCCCUCAACAGCAGCGAAAACCCUUACGCCACCAUCAAAGACCCCCCCGUCGUGACAUGCAAACACCCCGAGAGCAGCUACGUGGAAAUGAAGUCCCCCGGGCACCGGGACUCGUCGUAUGCGGAUGCGCCAGCCUUGUCGAGCGCCAACAAGAACAUCUACGACGUGGAGCCCACGGUCAGCGUGGUCCACGAGAUCCGUCCGCGCAACGCUGGCUACCUCCAGAACCCCUACGACCUGCCCAGGAACAGCCACAUCCCCUGCCACUACGACGUCCUCCCCACCCGGCACAGCCCCCCUGCCCACUGGGACACGCCGUCGUAGAGGCCCGUGUCCUGCUGCCCAUAACAGACCCAUUCCCCCAUGAACACACUGCUCUCGGACACAAUGCAAGAGGAGGCGACAAUCCUUUCUAUUUUGCUGAAGAAAACAAAACAAAAGUAAGGUGCUGUACGCCAAACCUAAGUGGACACUAUUUGGGGCCAACUUCCUUCUGCAUGAAACUCUUAUUUUACGAGACCUUUUUUAUACAGAUCACAGCAAAACCAAGAAAGCUCUGCAUACAGCUGGUGUUGGAAAGACUUCUCCAGACCAACGCCGGGCGAAAAUGUGCUUUCUUGACUUUGUUUUGCUUUUUAACUUGGAGGGGUGCGGGAGGGAGGGAGGGAGCUCAGACUCCCUUUGCUUCAAGCUCUUAUAGCUGCUGCCGCUGCUGCAUCUGUACAAUACUAUCACCCGCUUAAAGAGAUCUUUUACUUUUUGAAGACAAGUGGUUCGGAAAGAGGUGGGACACUGCUGCGUGGCCAAGGCGACACUCCCAGCGCAAGUCCAGGGAAACAGUGCUUCAGCGGGAAGGAGCGUCGCCUAAACACAAUGCUGCCAUAACUAGACUACAUGGUUGGGCUCCGUUUCGUUUCUCCGUGUUGCGCUUGAGUUGUGUACCUGCUAUUUAUGGUUGUGAGUGGAAUGCAAAAAGGUGGAAGAAGCCAAAGGUUGGUAGCAAUCGCCAAGGAUUACAAUGGCUUCAAAACAAUCCUUGCUUAGAACAAGCGGUAAGGUCCAAAGAAAGGAGGCACUUGGCAGAAUUUUAGCCUGUGUGUCUUGUUGGAACUUGAUUUACUGGACAGAGCGAAAGCACAGUGACAAUCUAUCAGGCUCCAACGCUCCAUGUGCUAUUUCCUAAACAUUAGAAGUGAGGCUCACUGCAGUCAAAAGCUUGGUGUAGCAGCAAAAUUAUGUACACACAGCUGAGGUGUUGGGUGACACUUUGUGCCCUCAAGAUGUUAGGGAUUUCAAUGCCCAGAAACCUGUUACAGCAAUGGUAGUUCAAAGUCUCUCAAGAGCCAAACCAAACUUUUAUUGUUCUUCCAGCUAAGACCACUCUGUCCCUCCCCAAAUUGGUCCAACCAGACUACUAUGGUUUACAUCAAUGGUACCCAAUGUUCAAUCCUUCAAGUGCGUUGGACUUUUGCUCUGUGGAUGCCUUGGGCCUGCCUUCCCAUUGCCAUGCUGGCCGGGGCUGAUGGGAGCCAUUCUCCAACGCAUCUGCUCGCACCAGGGCACUUAAGGCCUUUCCACUGCUUAGGAUUGCAAAUUGUAAGGGAGAAAAGCCUUGAAAACUGUUUGGUAUUAGGAAAGCCGUCCUGCGGUUGAAAUGGGCCUUUCUAGGCAGCAGAGGGCUGGGUCUGCAGAGGUUGUUCUGUCACCUCGAGUCAGACGGAGCCAGUCCAAAACCCAGGGAGAUCCCAGGCGAAGCAGACUUGUCCACAGCACCGGAAGAAAUGUAAUUAUUUACAGGAAUGCUGCAUGUGUGCAUGGGGGGAAAGUGACCGAUGAUCAGCAAUAGCCGCUUUACGUUCCAGGAAAGCCUUAUCCAAAAAUAUAUAUAUAUAAAAGUAGCAGAACCUUAUUUUGUAGGGCCACUAGGGAUAUAUAUUUUAAUUACAGGGGAUGACUUACCUCACGACAAGCGACGCGAAAGGUCCUCCCUGAAGGCUUUGUAUUCAGACAGGGUAGCUUCUCGACUGUGUUCGCAUCAUCUCACUUGGAAGUUUGCAUAUAUUCAGCCCAAAUCAAGCAGAGCCACGCAGGCUGCCAUACUUGGGUUUGUCAUCCUGCGUCUCCACCACAUUAUGGGCUUCUGCAAUGUCUUUCAUGUCCCUCCUCUGCCUUGGGAAUGAUGGAGACAGACAGGAACACCAUGGGCCCACCUUUUUAGCCCUCUUCCUUGUAUGCAACACUCUGCUACUGUCCCACUUGAGGCUGCACCAGGUAGAUCCUUUGGCUUUGUGGAUGGCCAAAAUUGGGAGGAAGAGGGGGAAAGUGUGCAUUGCACCCAGCAGGAGGCAAUGGAAACCACAUUCAUCUUAUACAUACGUACAUCAUGCAUAUAUAUAUAUAUAUAUAUAUAUAUAUUGAGAGAGAGAGAGAGCCUUCCUUUAAAAAGGAACCUCUGGACAUUGUAAUGGCAAUACUUUUUUAAAGCAAGACAUAUUUGUAAUAUUUCUUGACCACGCAAAAGGUGGUGUACCUUGUAAAAAAUAAAACUGAAUUUCUGUCAGCCAA